AUGGAAGAAUUACGUGCUAACACUCAUAUUAAAGAUAGUGUUCUAAGGGAUAUAUUGGAAAAGUCUGCUUCUGAAUUUACACUAGAUGCUGGUGACACUCUUGUAGAUGAAACAGAGGAAGCUCGAAUUGACCAAGUUUAUAAGUUUGAUGAAUUUGCCCCAUUUAUUAAUUUAGAUUGUGUUGGUUGUGGCGAUACAGAAGAGGUAUCUACUAAAACGCCCUUUGAAAAUAUAAAACAAAAAAUGACGAAUGUUACAGAAGAUGGAAAAAUUUCAAAAUUGAUUUUAAGAUUUGGUGAUGAUAACUUAGUACCUCCUAAAUCUGUGAUUUAUUUUCAUUAUAAUUCUUAUUUAGAAAUGGAAGAAAUUCCUUUUGACUCUUCCUAUUUACGCAAUGAAAAGCCUCUUCGUAUGCAGUUAGGACUUGGAGAUUUGUAUUUGGGCUUUGAAAAGAGCUUAUUAACAAUGAGAGAAGGUGAAAAAUCACAGUUUCUCGUACAUCCAGACUAUGCCUUUGGUGAAUUGGGUGCUCCUCCCAGAAUCCCACCCAAUGCUACAAUACUUCUGGAAAUCGAACUUAUAAAAAUUGUUGACUGUAGUGGCAUAGAUAAAUCAGAUGAGCUAUCUGGAGAAAAUGAUUCAUUUUCUGAAAUCUUUUCAAAAGCUAAGGGUUAUCAAAUACUUGGAAAUGAUUUUUUUGGACAAGGAAAUAUUUCAGCAGCUAUUGACAAAUAUAAAAAAGCAGAAAAGGUGCUAUUAACAACUAAAACAAAUAAUUCUGAUGAAGAAAUUCAGUAUAUAGGACUCUUGCUGAAAUUGUAUAUAAAUUUAUGUGUUUGUUACAAUCAUCCAAAAAUUAAAGCUCCUGAAAAAGUAUGUAGUGUUGCUAAAACUGCAUUUUUUGGAUGUACAGAAGAAGCUGGAAAAUCAGCAAAACUAUUUUUCAAUUUAGGGAAAGCAUUUAUUGAAUUAAAUGAAUUUGAUAAAGCUAGUAAAAAUUUGAAAAAAGCACUCUCUUUGGAACCUCAAAAUAAGAACACUAAUGACUUAUUAGCUGUGGCUUGAAGAGAAAAAGAAAGCGUAUUAUCAACAUGAAAAAUUGGCAUACCAAAAGGUUUUUGGAUAUAAAAAUAUUAAACCUAAAGAAGAAGAAUUGAAGCCUGAAAGUGAAUUUGAAAAGUUAUUGAAAAGUCAAUUAAAGGAAUUUGCUACAAACAGUACAAAUAAAAUACAACUCCCUGGUGGGCUUACUUAUAAUGAGAGGUGUAUUUGUCGUAAAUUAUGUGAGGAAUUGCGUCUAAACUAUGAUGAAAGUUCAAUUGCUGGAAAACUUGCUGUCUCUAUUACUAAAUAA
Molecule: messenger RNA, 1354 nt
Organism: Nezara viridula (southern green stink bug)
Lineage: Eukaryota; Metazoa; Arthropoda; Insecta; Hemiptera; Pentatomidae
Source: the annotation of a GenBank genome assembly